AUGGAAAGAAUACAAGUAGACGAAUUAGAGGAUAUAUUAUGUAUUCAAAAUGGAAUAAAAGAUUUAGUGUCUUCUUAUGUACAGAAAUAUCUUGAUAGUAACACCGAUAAUGAUUUAAAAUCUCGUGUUACUUCUGCUGUUAAAAAAUGGAUCGAUGAUACGUUUAAAAUGUGUUCUCCAAAUUUAGAAGUGAAUGGAAUGACUUAUGAUAAAGCUUUAAAAGAGAUAGAUGUUGAACCAUUUGAUGAAAACCUGUUGUCAAAUUUAAUAUCAUUAGAAUCAGAUGUUGAUGUUAUGACUUUAAGAGUGACAGAAAAUCGUCGUAAUUCACCGGAAAUUAUUAAAAAAAAAUUCGAAGAAAUUCUAUUAUUACAAUCUUUCAUGAAAAAUCAUGCUGAAAUUAUUGAUGAUGAUGAUAUGGGGAUUUGUGAUAUGCAAAUUGAUUCUGAUACGGUUACUUCUGGUGUUAUUUUAUCCGAACAAUUUUCUGAACGCGUUGUCCAAACAUAUGACCAAAGCCUCAGUUUGUUAACUGAAUUGAAAAAGUCUACAACUGCCAAUUUAUCAAGAUUUGAAAGAGCUCAAACUGUUGUUGCAGAUAUUAAUAAAUUUAAUCCAACCUCUUGA
Molecule: messenger RNA, 627 nt
Organism: Funneliformis mosseae
Lineage: Eukaryota; Fungi; Glomeromycota; Glomeromycetes; Glomerales; Glomeraceae
Source: the annotation of a GenBank genome assembly